AUGCUGGAAGAAGCAACUCCGCGUGCCCAGCUGCAUCUUCACCGGAUUCUGAGUGGAUAUGGUGGCAGCACUAAUGGGGAUACAACAACACGAGUUGGAACAUCCAUUCGGAGUUCUCCCCCGCAACAAUUUGCGACAAAGAGUCGUGUGAACUUCUUAACACCACAGAGCAACAGUGUAUUAUUAACUCACACUGAUACCCGGGAGAAAACUGUUACGGCGAGUAGUACUCCAAACAAUAAUGGAUAUCGUGUUUCCACAGGAAAAAGUAUUACAAUGUCGCCACAACGAAGGGGUACAUCAAGUUCACCGCGGGUAAAAACUUCUCGUAUGUUGGUAGACCUAAUGGAUUUUCCACAUGAAAUGGACUCACGACAUCAUACUUUCCGUCGAGAUGGAAAUACACAAAAUACCUCUCAGAGAACACGACGGGUUGUGAGUGUUCCAAGUACAAAAUACAAUUUGAUGCAAGAUGCAUCUUUGAGAGAAAUGGAAAUAAGGGAUUUAUUGACAAGUAUGCACACACGUCUUAGUAGCAGCAGUAUUAGCCAAGGAAAUGAUAUACGACGUCACAUGCAGCAAGUUGAAAGUGACGAGGCCUUUGCUCGUCAGUUCAUGGAAGAACUUGUUAGCUUCUAUGCAGAGGGUGUACAGAGCUCCAUAGAUCGCGAAGAAAUAUCAUUAAGAUUAUUAAAAGACACCACAUCUACAUUGUCGCGGGUUGGCCGGUUUCUCCAAACACCACCUGAAGAGGUAUUACGAGACCCGGAGUGGCAUUUAUUACGGUUUCGAGAUAAUGCGAUGCAGGAUCAAUCUUUAAAUAUGGUUGACAUCCUCCUUUCGCUUCAACGUUUUCCUGCCACUAUGGUUGCUAAUUAUGAACGUCUUAUGGCAGUAGCUAAUGGUGUAACGGAGGUAGAAGAACCAACACCAAUGCUUUCAAUACCCCAACCACACCCACAGCAGCAGCAACAACAACAACAACAGCAACCACCACCACAACAGCAAUUACAGCAACAGCAACUACAAUCACAAGAGCCUAAUACGUUUGGUCGUCGACCGUCGUCAGUGUUUUCACGUUGUGGAAGCGCUCAUCCAACAGGUUUUCGUUCAUUUCUCCCUCGCAGUGGAAUGAUGAGUCCUCCUGGGGCAAUGGUUAUGAGUGCUAGUCUUGACAGUGUUGAAGAUAUGCCUUCCAGUUCUACUAUUAUGGCUCACACUGUAAUGCGUCGGAUGGAACGGGAGGCUGACACCGCGUGGGCUAUAGAGGAUCUGCAGGAAGAAAGUGCCUACUGGCAAGAAGAAACUCUGCGGGCUAUGUCAGAGGCAGAGAGAUAUAUUCAGAUGGCAUGCACACUCCUAGGUUGUCCACACUCAACUGCUACUAAUGGAGUUGGUGAGAUUGGAUCUCGAAGGAUGUCUAUAACAGCUGUGGGCUCAAACUCGCAAAAAUUUUUCGUACAUCGGGUUUUUAUCCAGCUGCUUAUUGAAAAAGAAGAAGGUGAACGUGGCAAGAUUGAGGCCCAAGAGUCAAAGGAGUGGUGGAAUUGUUGGAUUGCCGCAUGUGAAAGGGAUUCGCCAAACAUCUCCUUUAAAAAGAAUGGUUUUUCAGUGAAUCUCGAAAAGGAGGUAUUUAUCAGAAAAAGUGAAGAUGGCAUCAGUUGCGUACGAUCUGUUGAUGACCUGGUAAAUAAUAUACAUAUGGAUGAUUCAAAAGAAGAAGGGGGAGUGAGCUCUACUCGUCCUUCUGGAGAUGAAGUGGCUUUCUGCGGUAGUACUUGCGAGGAUGAGGCACAUUAA
Molecule: messenger RNA, 1800 nt
Organism: Trypanosoma theileri
Lineage: Eukaryota; Euglenozoa; Kinetoplastea; Trypanosomatida; Trypanosomatidae
Exons: 1
Coding region: 1-1800 (599 amino acids)
Source: RefSeq, a predicted model, not a curated record